GUUAUAUUUGCUUCGCCUGUACUUAGUUAAUAGGUCAGUUGCAAGGUUCUUUUUGUGCAAGCCUCUGGCAAAUCUGUUUGACUCGUCAAGCCCUGCAGUUCGGCUUUAUGCAAUGCCACCGGCCAAGGUGUAUCGAUUAUGUGCCAAUGCACCCCGAUUAUAUCACCUGCAAUCCGAGGUGGGGCUAUAAAAGGAACGCGUUCGUUGCUCACUCUGUUUACUACGUUUGCAAAGCUUGACGAUUCAGCAUGCGCGCGCCAGAGUGGAUGAGCACUGAAAUGGCACGGCUCACGUCCAAGCUGGAACGCUAUAAGCCCAUAGGCAGUGGCUACAAUCGCAUACAAUCCAUACGCCUAUCCAAGAGCGUGACACAAAUGCUCAACAAUCCAUUGCCCAGCGCUGCGACUCGCGUCAGCACAGUCAAAGCCAGUCAAAAGCCAUCGAGGGACCACCAGGAGAGCUCCUUUACGACUCCCAGGCGACGUGGUGUGCUCAGUCGCAGCGAGUCCCAAUGGGAGGAGGUCUAUCCAGCCAUCAAAUUCAAUCGCCAGCAGAGCAAUGAGAGUGCCAACAGCCUGGACAGCAGCGACAGCAAAUUUAUGCACUAUCGCAAUUGCUCAACGCGCAUCACCUGAACGAAGUAUGA
Drosophila hydei is the source of this 646-nucleotide messenger RNA. RefSeq lists its product as uncharacterized. NCBI's taxonomy places the organism in Eukaryota, Metazoa, Arthropoda, Insecta, Diptera, Drosophilidae. The record is from RefSeq and is a predicted model, not a curated record. The transcript has a single exon. The coding region runs from base 249 to 635 and encodes 128 amino acids.